AUGGGAAAGAGCUGUAAGGUUGUGGUUUGUGGCUUGUUAUCUGUGGGGAAAACGGCAAUUUUGGAGCAGCUCCUUUAUGGGAAUCAUGCUAUUGGAAUGGAGGACUGUGCAACAAUGGAAGAUGUGUAUAUGGCAGCAGUGGAAACAGAUCGGGGAGUCAAGGAACAGUUACAUCUUUACGACACCAGAGGCCUACAGGAAGGCGUGGAGCUGCCAAAGCAUUAUUUUUCAUUUGCUGAUGGCUUUGUUCUUGUGUACAGUGUGAAUAACCUUGAAUCCUUUCAAAGAGUGGAGCUUCUGAAGGAAGAAAUUGAUAAGUUCAAAGACAAAAAAGAGGUGGCCAUUGUCGUGUUAGGAAACAAAACUGACCUUUCUGAGCAGAGACAAGUGGACGCCGAAGUGGCACAGCGGUGGGCCAGGAGCGAGAAGGUGCAUCUGUGGGAGGUGACGGUCACAGACCGCAAGACCCUGAUCGAGCCCUUCACCCUGCUAGCCCGCAAACUCUCCCAGCCCCAGAGCAAAGCGAGCUUCCCUCUGCCUGGGAGGAGAAGCAAAGGCAACUCCAGCUCUGAGAACUAAACCCUAGGGUGCACAACUGUCCCUUGAACGGUGACUGCCUCGAGGU
This is a messenger RNA of Balaenoptera acutorostrata (minke whale), 625 nucleotides long. RefSeq names its product NF-kappa-B inhibitor-interacting Ras-like protein 1. Lineage: Eukaryota; Metazoa; Chordata; Mammalia; Artiodactyla; Balaenopteridae. The transcript has a single exon. Bases 1 to 579 code for a protein of 192 amino acids. Gene Ontology annotation, biological process: canonical NF-kappaB signal transduction. Gene Ontology annotation, molecular function: GTPase activity; GTP binding. The record is from RefSeq and is a predicted model, not a curated record.